Molecule: messenger RNA, 591 nt
Organism: Oppiella nova
Lineage: Eukaryota; Metazoa; Arthropoda; Arachnida; Sarcoptiformes; Oppiidae
Source: the annotation of a GenBank genome assembly
AUGAAAGGAAUGGGUGUAACAGCCGGUGCCCACCGACUAUGGGCACACCGGUCAUACAAAGCCACUCUCCCAUUGCGAGCACUUCUAUGCUUCUUGAAUACAAUGGCCGUUCAAAACGAUCUGUACGACUGGUGUCGCGACCAUAGAGUUCAUCACAAGUUCUCGGAGACGGACGCCGACCCCCACAACGCCAAUCGGGGCUUCUUUUUCUCGCACAUGGGUUGGCUACUGUGCAAAAAGCACCCGGAUGUCGUCACCAAAGGGCAGACUGUCGACCUAAACGACUUACUGGCCGACCCGGUCAUACGUUUUCAGCGCAAACACUACAGAAUCCUAGUAGUGAUUAUCGCUAUCAUAAUACCAGCGCUCAUACCAUACCUGUGUUGCACAUGGCUGGUCAACAGUGCGGCUCAUAUGUGGGGUCAAAAACCAUAUGAUCUCACCAUAAAUCCAAGGGAUUAUUCAGCCAGUGAAUUGGACUGGAAGUACAACUGGAACUUCUCGACACUAUUCAUCGACUUUUUCGCCCGAAUCGGUUGGGCCUACGAUCGGAAGCGGGUGUCGAGCGAUAUGAUCGCCGCUCGGGCUAAA